Messenger RNA from Carlito syrichta (Philippine tarsier), 2110 nucleotides. RefSeq names its product defective in cullin neddylation 1 domain containing 1 (gene DCUN1D1). Gene Ontology annotation, biological process: protein neddylation; positive regulation of ubiquitin-protein transferase activity. Gene Ontology annotation, molecular function: ubiquitin conjugating enzyme binding; cullin family protein binding; ubiquitin-like protein binding. The record is from RefSeq and is a predicted model, not a curated record. Bases 177 to 911 code for a protein of 244 amino acids. Gene Ontology annotation, cellular component: ubiquitin ligase complex. The transcript has 7 exons. NCBI's taxonomy places the organism in Eukaryota, Metazoa, Chordata, Mammalia, Primates, Tarsiidae.
GGCCUCCAGUCCCAGCUGUUACUGCAAGUCCAUUCCUCUACCAUGAGUGUGAAGCAGCUAAAAUCAACAGAUCCAUAUGUACCUUGAGUUGACAGACUGGCUCUGGUGAAUAUUUCCAUUUUCCUAUAUAGAAGAACAAGUUGAAAUCAUCGCAGAAGGAUAAAGUUCGUCAGUUUAUGAUCUUCACACAAUCUAGUGAAAAAACAGCAGUAAGUUGUCUGUCUCAAAAUGACUGGAAGUUAGAUGUUGCAACAGAUAAUUUUUUCCAAAAUCCUGAACUUUAUAUACGAGAGAGUGUAAAAGGAUCAUUGGACAGGAAGAAGUUAGAACAACUAUACAAUAGAUACAAAGAUCCUCAAGAUGAAAAUAAAAUUGGAAUAGAUGGCAUACAACAAUUCUGUGAUGACCUGGCACUCGAUCCAGCCAGCAUCAGUGUGUUGAUCAUUGCAUGGAAGUUCAGAGCAGCAACACAGUGUGAGUUCUCCAAACAGGAGUUCAUGGACGGCAUGACAGAAUUAGGAUGUGACAGCAUAGAAAAACUAAAGACCCAGAUACCCAAGAUGGAACAAGAAUUGAAAGAACCAGGACGAUUUAAGGAUUUUUACCAGUUUACUUUUAAUUUUGCAAAGAAUCCAGGACAAAAAGGAUUAGAUCUAGAAAUGGCCAUUGCCUACUGGAACUUAGUGCUUAAUGGAAGAUUUAAAUUCUUAGACUUAUGGAAUAAAUUUUUGUUGGAACAUCAUAAACGAUCCAUACCGAAAGAUACUUGGAAUCUUCUUUUAGACUUCAGUACAAUGAUUGCAGAUGACAUGUCUAAUUAUGAUGAAGAAGGAGCAUGGCCUGUUCUUAUCGAUGACUUUGUGGAAUUUGCACGCCCUCAAAUUGCUGGGACAAAAAGUACAACAGUGUAGCACUAAAGGAACCUUCUAGAAUGUACAUAGUCUGUACAAUAAAUGCAACGGAAAAUUGCACAGUCAAUUUCUGCUGACUGGACUGAACUGAAGAUCAAUCCUCACAAUUCAGACUGAGGGUUGAAACAAAACUUUAAGGAUACAUCUUGGACCAUAUCGUAUUUCAUUCUUCUAAUGGUGGUUUGGGCUUGUCUUCUAGUCUGGGCCGCUCUAAACAUUUAUAAUUCCAACAUUGUGGAUUUCAUCUUAUAUCUGUGGACCAUCCUAGUUUAUUCUCCCAUAAGUCUUAGAAGCUUUAUGGUGAUUAUUUUGAGGUUUCCAUUCUUGCAUAAAGCACAAUGCUGUCUUCAUCAGAAAGCAGUUGGCAUAAGAAUUAAACAUAUGAACAUCACAAUUUAUAAAAACUUCUUAAAUAUACACUUUGGGCUAGUUGCAAAGACUACGCUGAUAGCACUUCCAAUGAGAGUGAUAUAUUUAAGUGUACCGGAUCUGGAAUGAUGGUUUGGGGGGAUUUUUUUUUUCCUGGCAAAUCACAUGUAUUGUUGAUGUGAGUAGAGUAUCUGAUGGAAAAAAACUGUCAAAAUAACCAACAUGAAAAAUUUUUAGGAUAACUUGGUGCCUACCUGAAAAUGUUUUGUGUUUCAGACUUUCAAUUUCAAAAAGGUUCCACAGAACUAGUCUGCACUUAACUUACCCAUGUUUAUAUAUAGUUGUCCUACAGGGAGCUUUUAUUUAGAAAAUGUCUGCAUAAUGUUAGGUUUCACUCCUGUCUACAUUAUGCACUACCUAAUUGGAUUUCAUUAUGCUUUUGAAAUGCUUAUAUGCCUGUCAAAUAAGUUAAACUAUUUAAUUUGUUUUGAAUGUUUUGAAUUGCUACACAAUACAAUAUUCUAAAUUUAGGCAUGAGGGUUUAUUUUUUGUUUUGUUUUUACUUUUUUUUUUGGUCAUCGCACUAUGGAACACAAAUAAAAUUCUCUUAAUUUAUAAGAAGAUAGUAGGAAUUAAAUUUUAAAAAUGGUUGUGAUGAGCCAUGAAGUUCAAUCUUUAUAAUAUAGGUACUGCUCUUUCAGACAAAUAGUCCAUUUUUGAUGACUUCUUAUUUUGUUGAAAUUGCUUUAACUGCUAAUCACUGUGGUUGCCAAAUAUUUACUUCAGGAGCAAAGAUUUUCCACAAGCAUACACUUGAUGCAAAAUACCAA